This is a messenger RNA of Coregonus clupeaformis (lake whitefish), 1834 nucleotides long. RefSeq names its product secreted frizzled-related protein 5. The transcript has 4 exons. NCBI's taxonomy places the organism in Eukaryota, Metazoa, Chordata, Actinopteri, Salmoniformes, Salmonidae. Gene Ontology annotation, biological process: non-canonical Wnt signaling pathway; canonical Wnt signaling pathway; negative regulation of canonical Wnt signaling pathway. Bases 419 to 1534 code for a protein of 371 amino acids. Gene Ontology annotation, molecular function: Wnt-protein binding. The record is from RefSeq and is a predicted model, not a curated record.
GACACUUUAUGUUGGUGUUUCCUUUAUUUUGUCAGUUACCUGUACAUACACACACAAUCCUUGAUAUCCUUAACUUAGUCACGACUACAGGGCACACACUCACUCACUCUCACUCUCCCUCCGAACACAUUGGUGCAAAUGAAAGUGAGUGAGUGGGUUUCAUAUCUAAUCCCAUCUCAAGCACUGUCCCACUCCCUUGUAACCCACGCCCUCCCCCUAUUGUUAACCCCCUGCUGGUCCACUCCCAUCCCUUCCCCCACCACUCUCCUAUGCAAAUGCAGACCAAGCCUACAGAGAGGUGACGUGUCACCGCCUGCCCAGUAUAAAUACACCUAUCCCCUCCCUGUCAUACAGACCCAUACCACAAACACACACUCAGACACGCUCUCCUGUGUGGAUUUCCUCUCCUCCUCCUGGGAUGAUGCCUGUUCCUGCACCUCCUCCUCGCACCUCCUCUAAGAGGACCUCUCCUUGGGCUCCUGCUCUCCUCCUCCUGCUCCUCCUGCUUCCAGCUGGGCCUGGCUGGAGUGCCAGGCUGGAGGCAGGGCCUGGAGCUGAGAGUGGACCAGAGGCUGGUACAGGUACCAGGACCAGGUCUAGAGUUAGAACUGGGUUGGAGACCAGAGCUGGAGCCGGGCCAGGGACUGCGGAUGGGGCCGUGGCUGAAGUCGGGUCUGAAGAGAUAGCCGGUGCUACCAUCCUGUCCGCCAGCAGUGAAGGGCAGUGGGAGCCCCGGAGCUCCUCCCGCUGUGUUCCCAUCCCGGCGGGCAUGGCCCUGUGCCAGGACAUCGGCUACGCCACCAUGAGGAUGCCCAACCUGCUGGAGCACGAGUCGCCGGGCGAGGCCGUCCAGCAGAGUGCCAGCUGGCUGCCCCUGCUCGCCCGGGAGUGCCACCCCGACGCCCGCAUCUUCCUCUGCUCACUGUUCGCACCCAUCUGUCUGGACAGGUUCGUCUCUCCAUGUCGGAGUCUGUGUGAGUCAGUGCGGGACAGCUGCGCGCCCAUCAUGGGUUGCUAUGGUUACCCCUGGCCAGACAUCCUUCGCUGUGACCAGUUUCCUGCCGACCACCUCAUGUGUAUCUCCUCUGUCACCAACACCAGCACCAGCACAGGGGGGCGCAGAGCAGUGCCCCAGGCCAGCUGUCGAGACUGUGAGCUGGAGGAGGCCUCGUCUGCCAAGGACGUGCUGGAAACAUUCUGUAGGAGUGACUUUGUGGUGAAACUGCGUCUCACGCGGCUAAAAUCCAGUCAGGUGAGUCUGGCCCAGUUCUCCCUGGCCUCUCGUCUGCAGGUCCUGAAGCACGGGCCUCUCCUGGGAGGACAGAUCCGCUCCCGCCUGCAGCUGUGGCUGGAGAGAGACGCCAGCUGCGUACGGAACAUGACGCGGCGCCAGCCCAGAGGAGGGACCUUCCUGGUGACGGGCACGGUGCAGGGGGAAUGGCUGGUGGUCAACAAGGCCUUCGCCUGGAACAAACGCGCCAGGAACCUGAUGGCUGCAGCCCGCAAGUGGAAACAGCACCGAUGUAGAGGCUAGCAGGGGCUAGGGCUAGAAGAAGUGGAGCUGAACUUGAGGUCUGAAAUGGGCCUGAGCAGAGCUAUAGGCCUAGGUGUACAGAGUCAGGGAUGUGAUUAGAACACCAUACAACAUCAGUAGAGCGAGAGGAGGUUGUUUGGGGGCGGGUACAUUUCUAUGAUAGACUUCCUGGAUUUUAAUCACAUCCUUGGAUAGCUGGAUGUUUCAGAGAGCACCAUCCUGAGCUCAGGAGAGGACGCUGCAAAGGAGAAGACCUUCUGUGUUUCCUGCAAAUGUACAUAUCUAUAAAUUAUAAGUAAA